Messenger RNA from Chanos chanos (milkfish), 1569 nucleotides. Its product is annotated as transmembrane protein 43-like. Gene Ontology annotation, biological process: lipid metabolic process; nuclear membrane organization. Gene Ontology annotation, cellular component: nuclear inner membrane. Lineage: Eukaryota; Metazoa; Chordata; Actinopteri; Gonorynchiformes; Chanidae. The transcript is spliced from 12 exons. Bases 162 to 1364 code for a protein of 400 amino acids. The record is from RefSeq and is a predicted model, not a curated record.
UGUUCCCUGUGUUGCUGUUUUGGCUGCAUUACUUUGAAGUAUAGGUUACCCAGUUGCAUUGGUUCGACGUUUUAAGGUGGGCCAUCGGUUUGACUCGGUGCACCUAAAAGUUCUUCGAAAACUUAGCUAGCUAACACUCGGGCGUGGAACGAGACACGACUAUGUCGGUACCAUUCUCAGGCACAGAACAUGCGAACCAGCAUUCACGUGUGAGCAGUCAUAAAAAGCCUGGCUUCCUCGAACGAUUAAGCGAGACUGCAGGAGGGAUGGUCGUUGGAAUUGCUGUGUUUGCUUUCUCCUUUUAUGUACUCUUUACGAAUGAGGGCAGGGCAAUACGCACAGCAGCUUCCCUGGAUGAAGGCCUCUCUCAGGUGGUAUCCGUGCACCCAUCUUCAGGUGUUGACUUCCAGAACAACGGCCGUCUGAUUCAUAUAUCCGGACCUCUGCGCACCUCCCAGCCUAUUUAUGACCCGAACUACAACAUAGCAGUGCAGGCAGUCAAGCUGAGGAGAGAGGUGGAGAUGUACCAGUGGGUGGAACAUCAAGAGAGCAGGGACUAUGAAGAGAACGGAGAAACUAAGACUGAGACCACAUAUACAUACAACACGGAAUGGCGGGCAGAGAUCAUCAACAGCAAGAAUUUUGAUAAAGAAAUCGGUCAUGUGAAUCCAAGUGCCAUGGCAGUUACGAGUGUAACAGAAGUGGCUUCGCAGAUUCAGGUUGGAAGAUUCUUUCUCUCCAAAGGUUUGGUGGAGCAGAUUGAUAAUUUUCAGACUCUGAGUCUAAAGGGAUUCCAUGGGGCAGAUGAUUUUAUGACUGUGCAUGACGAUUACUUCUACCAUACCCUUGACCCUCGUCGACCAGAGGUGGGGGACGUGCGUGUGAGAUUCUCCUAUGCAGGUCUCAGUGGGGAGGACUCAUACCUAGGGCCUGCCCAGAAGGUCAGUAUCGUAGCCAUGCAAAGAGAUGAUCAGCUGAUGCCCUUUAAGACCAAAGCAGGUGAUGAACUGGAGAUUCUGUUCCUGGAGGAACUUUCUGCUGAGGAAGUGUUUCAACGAAAGCACCAGCAGAACACAAUGCUAACCUGGGCUCUAAGGGUCGGAGGCUGGGCUCUCAUGUUCCUGGGUGUCAGUCUGUCCACUCGCAUUGUCCACACUCUCGUUGACUGGGUGCCACUCCUCAGAGAACUUGUCCUAUUGGGUUUGAAGCUCUUUGCCCUCUGUGUGUCCUGCUCCCUAUCACUCCUCACCAUAGCUGCAGGUUGGCUGUACUACCGUCCACUCAUAGCCGCACUAGUGGUCUCACUGGCAGCGCUUCCAAUCCUUUUGGGUCGCUCACAGAUCCCAGACAAAAAACGCCAGUGAUGUUAAACCUCACACACUCCCUGAACUCAUUGAUGACUCAUUUGUAUCACGGAGAAAUGCUUUGCGCCAUUGUCAUCAGCUCCCUCAGUCAGAACCCACUCAGUCAACGGGAAGUGGUACGACAAAAAGCCAGACAUAAAUAGGAGGAACACAAAACAUUGUAAUGUUAUUAUAAUUGUCCUAAUGAAUGUAUAACUGAUGUAUU